This is a messenger RNA of Nestor notabilis (Kea), 924 nucleotides long. Its product is annotated as collagen alpha-1(XXVII) chain-like. Gene Ontology annotation, cellular component: basement membrane. The coding region runs from base 1 to 909 and encodes 302 amino acids. The transcript is spliced from 10 exons. NCBI's taxonomy places the organism in Eukaryota, Metazoa, Chordata, Aves, Psittaciformes, Psittacidae. The record is from RefSeq and is a predicted model, not a curated record.
AUGGCCAGGGGGAAGGAGUCCAAGCAAGAGACCAAAAAGAAGAUCAACCAAAACCCAACCGUCGAGCCCUCUAAAGCACCCAGUACUGUAAUGCCAAUGAGGAGGGUGACUGAUAACACAACCAGCAACGUCCACUUUGUGACCCUAAGGCAGAACCCAAGCAGUGGGCCUGUUCCAAAGAAGCACGUGCCGUCCCCCACCAGGAAGGUGGAUCCUAGUAACAUCCCUCUGGUGUACACCAAACCGCCCCUGGGGUCUGCCCGUCCUGUCUCCAGAGGCAGGGCACAGGCCUCCAACCUCACAACCCCAGCUGCCACUGAUAGCUAUCAAAUCUUUGACCCCCUCGGACCCACUCCUUUUCCAUUUUUACUGGGAUAUCCAGGAGUGAAAGGGGAGAGAGGACCUCAGGGCCCACCAGGACUGCCGGGCUUACCAGGACCACCUGGCAAGAGAGGGUCUCGAGGUCCUCCAGGUCCCCAUGGAAACCCUGGCUUACCUGGCCCCCCCGGCCUGAAAGGUCAGAAAGGUGAUCCUGGGCUGUCGCCUGGCAAAGCUCGCAAUGGGCAGAAGGGAGAUGUGGGCUUACCCGGUUUGGCUGGGUUCCCUGGACCACCUGGUAGAAAGGGAUAUAAAGGCUACCCUGGACCGCCAGGUCAUCCUGGAGACCAGGGCGAACGAGGACCAGAUGGAAGUCCAGGAGCCAAAGGUUAUCCUGGCAGGCAGGGUUUACCUGGCCCCAUAGGGGAAGCUGGCCCAAAAGGCAGUCGGGGCUACAUUGGUCUCCCAGGACUAUUUGGGCUACCAGGGGCUGAUGGAGAACGAGGGAUCCCUGGAGUUCCUGGGAAGAAGGGCAAGAUGGGUAGGCCGGUAAAGUUUUUCCUCGUCUAUUAUGCAGACCUUGUUGAAUGAAACUGGAAACAAAAC